Acanthochromis polyacanthus (spiny chromis) is the source of this 1693-nucleotide messenger RNA. It is a transcript of the gene hoxc4a, whose product is annotated as homeobox C4a. NCBI's taxonomy places the organism in Eukaryota, Metazoa, Chordata, Actinopteri, Pomacentridae. Gene Ontology annotation, biological process: embryonic skeletal system morphogenesis; anterior/posterior pattern specification; regulation of transcription by RNA polymerase II. The transcript has 2 exons. The record is from RefSeq and is a predicted model, not a curated record. Gene Ontology annotation, molecular function: RNA polymerase II cis-regulatory region sequence-specific DNA binding; DNA-binding transcription factor activity, RNA polymerase II-specific. Gene Ontology annotation, cellular component: nucleus. The coding region runs from base 237 to 1034 and encodes 265 amino acids.
AGAGAGGGAGGGAGGGAGAGAGAGAAAGAGAGAGAGAGAGAGAUUUGUGCCCACAAUGGCGACUGUAGGUAUGCUAAAUACCUCUGGUUCCUUAUCCGGGAACUACCUCUUACUCUGCUAUUGGGCCACUGGGUCACGUGGUAAAAGUAACUUUACAGGGCUGCUCGCAAGUAGGAGGGCUUUAUGGAGCAGAAAAACGACAAAGCUAGAAAAAUUAUUUUCCACUCCAGAAAUUAAUGAUCAUGAGCUCGUAUUUGAUGGAGUCUAACUACAUUGAUCCGAAAUUUCCUCCAUGCGAGGAAUAUUCGCAAAAUAACUACAUCCCUGAGCAUAGUCCAGAAUAUUACAGCCGCGCAAGGGACUCUGGCUACCAGCAUCACCACCAGGAGUUAUAUCCUCCGCGGGCGAGCUACCAAGAGCGCCAGUAUAACUGUGCAAGCAUCCCCGAACCAGACACGCCAAGGGGACAUGGAAUAUCCCAUUCUGCGCACCUACUGACAGGGAAAGGGCAGCCUGCUUCAUGUGAAACCCCACAGUUGUCCAUGUCCCCCGCCACCCCACCGGCCGCAACCUCCGCCUGCAACCAAGCUACCCCGGAGCAUCCAAACAGCACAGCCUCCUCCAAACAGCCUGUGGUGUACCCAUGGAUGAAGAAAAUUCACGUCAGCACUGUGAACUCUGGUUACAAUGGGACGGAGCCCAAGCGGUCUAGGACAGCAUACACCCGCCAGCAAGUCUUAGAAUUGGAGAAGGAAUUCCACUAUAACCGAUAUUUAACUCGGCGGAGGCGCAUCGAGAUCGCACACACCCUGGUUCUCUCCGAGCGACAGAUUAAAAUCUGGUUUCAAAACCGCAGAAUGAAAUGGAAAAAGGAUCACAGGCUGCCGAACACCAAAGUGAGAUCCUCCUCCUCUUCCUCCGGGUCCAACACAAGCUCAGCAGCCGGCGCUGUUGCCGCUGCUUCGGCCACUAACACUGGGGCCCCCGACGAACUCACCGGAGCACAGCAUGGCGAGGAUAUUACCAGGUUAUAAAAAAACAACAGCAGCAAAACGGCAAGAAAAUCCACGAACCAUGAUCGGGGCUAGAAAAAGGACUGGUUAUUUAUAGAACAAUUAUAUAUUUUGUUUUCGUAGCUAUCUUGUGCGGUUUCCUUUAAGUCCAAAGUUAUAUAAAAUGCAUGUUAUAUAGCAUGGAUUACUGCGAAUACCGAUGGAUUAUUUUUACGUGACACAGGGUUUAAUUUAUUUGAAGUUCAAUUAAAAUGAUGUUUUUUAUUAAAAAAAUGUUUUGAAUGAAGGAAGAAAAAGUAGAAAAAAUAUACAUUUUAUCAAAAAAAAAUGUUAUUGUGGGCCAUUCUUUUGCUCUGCUGCCCAAUAAGGUGAAAUGCACAAUCUAUUUAUUUCAAACAACACUGGAAGGAAAUCACUAUAAUAAUAGUUAUUUUUGGUAUAAAGAAAAUAAGGCUGGAACACACCAUUGGUCUUGAACUUGUAUGUUUAGGAUAAUAAUGUGUGGAUUACCUCGUGUAUUUCAGAAAGCAGGAUUUUUUGAUUUUACAAUUUAGUUUUGUGGUGUUGAUGUUGUGUUUAGACCGUUAAAAAGCAGAUUAUUGUGAAAUGCAAUAAACGGAGUUUAGUGUACUUGUGCUACUCAUAUUGGUCAAUAAAACAGUGAGUGUCUACUAGUUUUA